UUUUGAAAAUUCUAAGUUGCUGUAGAAGAAGGAGAAUCUGGAGAAAGUCAUGGACAAAUUGAGAGAAGGAAUUGUGAAAAUGUCCAACAGUGAACCUAAUGCGCCAUUAUCAGAGGCCCAGAACUCGAUUCUUCAACAGCACCUUGAUCGUUUAAUGUCUGGUCUUCAGACUACUCCCGAUCAUCCUCCUUAUGCUUGGAUGAUUGAAAAGGCGUUGCAGGAAUUGGACGAAGAAGGGGGUUCUAAUGAAGACUCGAUAUCUGAGUUUAUCAUGAAAAAUAAUGACAGUUUGCCGAGGGCUCAUACGACAAUGCUGAAACAUCAUCUGGAGAAGAUGUGUGAAAGGGGGGAAAUUGUUAUGAUUGAUGGAGGACGGUUUUCGCUUCCUGGUGACAGCAAAAACUCGAAUCCAACGAGAAAAGGAAAGAGCAAGAAAAGGGGGAGUUCGUCAAAUACACAAAAGAAGCAGCAGCAAAAGGAAAAAGAGGAGGAUCCUCGACAUGUGGUGCAUUUAGAGCAACCGAAAAAACAGGGUCGUGGGAGGCCUGCUAAGAACAAGGAGGACGGGGGCAAAAAAGGUGAUGGCACAACUUCAGCAUUGGCAACAAAGGAACCAGAAGAUAAGCGUGAGGGGGCUCUCAAGGGCCAGGAAGACGUGGAUGAUCCAGAUGCUGUACUUCUGAAGGACUUGAGAUGCAAAAUGAUGAAGGACUAGGAAAGCGUUGGAAGGCACAGUAAAGUAGCAUUCCCUGAAGUUCAAGUGUUAGCGGAUAUAUUUUAGUUGUUUGUAUUUCUCUAUAUACAAUAUUGUAAUUCGAACUAAUAGUGUUAGUUAUUAGACAGAAGCUAUAGUAUUAUUUACUAGUCGAUUGUAGUUUUC
Solanum tuberosum (potato) is the source of this 880-nucleotide messenger RNA. Its product is annotated as HMG-Y-related protein A-like. Gene Ontology annotation, molecular function: nucleosomal DNA binding; double-stranded DNA binding. The record is from RefSeq and is a predicted model, not a curated record. Gene Ontology annotation, cellular component: nucleus; nucleosome; nucleolus. The transcript has 2 exons. Gene Ontology annotation, biological process: negative regulation of DNA recombination; nucleosome assembly; chromosome condensation. NCBI's taxonomy places the organism in Eukaryota, Viridiplantae, Streptophyta, Magnoliopsida, Solanales, Solanaceae. Bases 50 to 715 code for a protein of 221 amino acids.